CACUGGCCCACUGGGCGCCACCAUCAUGGAAAAGGCGCUGGACAAGUGGUAUGGAAAACUGAAACAUGAGGCGAUCAAGAUCAAGCGACAAGCCAAGGCUGUUGCGGAGCUUGAAACUCCUUUUGAACGCAAUUUGCGUGAGGCGACCUCCAACAAGCGCUGGGGGUGCCCGAACAGUGUGCUCCAUGAGAUUGCUCUGGAUGCGCAGACCUACAAGUAUCGACAGAAGAUCAUGACGCGUGCCUUGGAAAACCUCAACGGGAAUCAAGAGAAGUGGCGCAGAAUUCUCAAGACGCUCAUCAUGUUGGAAUACUUGAUCAAAAACGGUGGAGACAACAUCGCAGAUGAACUGCGUGGUGAACAGCUGCUGUUCCGACGGCUGUCCAAUUUCCAAUUCCGGGAAGACGGCCAAGACAGAGGCAGCGGCGUGAGAGAAAAGGCGGACACUCUCGUCAAGUUGCUGAAUGACAAGGAGUUCCUGAAAGCCGAGCGGGAGCAGGCGAAAAUGCACCACAGCAAGCUGACCAACCAGGGUCCAACAGCCAUUGGAGGUGGCCGUAAGAGUCCCACCAAAGAAGCCUCGACCUCCGCAAAUGUCAUCAGCAGCGCGAUCAAUGAAGCACUCAAUGAGUUCCGGCCCGGCGUGGGCGUGGGCGAUUCGAAGAGCCUCUCGAGUUCACAGGCGGCGGAGCUGGAACGGCGCUUCAACAGGCUGAAGGGGGAACAAAUGGCUGAGCGGGCUGCCAAGGAAAACGUCAACCGACUGGAGGAAAGGGGUCGGAGCUCUCGCUCUCCCAGACCCACCUCGCCGGAGGACGUGCCCAAAGAAGACAAGUAUGGCCUGUUUGAUCCCAGCUUUGCACUGCGAGACAUGCGGGACGACUCCGAUUCCGACCGGAGCCAAGGCGCUCCACGGGGCCGCGGCUCCAGUAGCAAGGGCAUGGAGGCUGCACCGGCAAACAUCGACUUGCUUGACAUGGAUGAUGAACCUGCCAGGGCGGGCCCCUCGCCUGCGGCUGGGUCCUCGUCGGCGGAUGACUGGGCGGAGUUCUGCACGCCAGCCUCUUCUUCCACCCCUUCGGCGCCACGUUUUCAAGCCCCACCACCAGCCACCUCAGCUACCUCAGCAAGUCCCAAUAAUCUGAUGGACUUCGUUGAUGGACCUUCGCCAAGUCCUCCGCAACCCAGCUCGGACUUUGGCGCCAACUUCACCUCCUUCGACAGCCCGGGCAAUUUCUUUGAGGCGGAGUUCCAGUCGGCGCCCAGUACAGCAGGAAGCGGCCCCUGGAACAUGGGAGGCGGAGGCCCAGGCGUAAGCCCAGACAGAAAUCACCUGUCUGGUUACUCGCAGCCACAGCCGCAGCAACCCAUGUAUUCCACCAGCACAGAAGGUCCCACCUUCUCAGGCACCUUCCUGGAUGGCAUGGGUGCAGGGGCGGCCGACAUGUGCAACCUGCAGAUCUCUGACAAUGUCAAGGCUCCCGCAGGGAAAACCCAAAGUCCUGGACGAGCACUUCAAGAACUUGAUGCCUUCCAAUUGGGUACUUAGAUAUCGCAAUUACAAAUUCAAAAAACAAUAUAAAUUAUUUCCAU
Molecule: messenger RNA, 1593 nt
Organism: Cladocopium goreaui
Lineage: Eukaryota; Dinophyceae; Suessiales; Symbiodiniaceae
Source: the annotation of a GenBank genome assembly